This is a messenger RNA of Engraulis encrasicolus (European anchovy), 1825 nucleotides long. Its product is annotated as glycerol-3-phosphate acyltransferase 4-like. Lineage: Eukaryota; Metazoa; Chordata; Actinopteri; Clupeiformes; Engraulidae. The record is from RefSeq and is a predicted model, not a curated record. The transcript has 13 exons. Gene Ontology annotation, cellular component: endoplasmic reticulum. Gene Ontology annotation, biological process: triglyceride biosynthetic process. Bases 39 to 1769 code for a protein of 576 amino acids. Gene Ontology annotation, molecular function: glycerol-3-phosphate O-acyltransferase activity.
UCUAGUGUGCGCGCCCGUGUGUGUGUGUGUGUGUGAGCAUGGCGGUGCCGCUGGUGUUUGACAGCGUGGUGUGUGUGCUCCUGGGGGUCUCGCUGACCGUCUGGUUCACACUCCUCCUCGUCUUCAUCGUCACGCCCGCCGUCUUCGGACUCUCCUUCGGGAUACGCCGCCUAUACAUGAAGACACUACUCAAGGUGUUCCAGUGGGCCACUCUGAGAAUUGAGAGAGGAGCGAAAGAGAAGAACCAUCAACUCUACAAACCCUACGCACACGGCAUCAUUGCUAAAGAGCCGACAUCUUUGGAGGAGGAGCUAACAGAGAUCAGACGCAGCGGCAGCAACCGAGAACUGGACGUAGCCGCGGCAACCAACGCUAACAAUGAAAUCUCCACGGAAACCAAAAUCAAUAAUGACAUCUCCACGGAAACCAAAAUCAAUAAUGACAUCUCCACGGAAACCAAAAUCAUCAAUGAGAUGUCCGCCGCAACCAACACUAACACCAACAUCGACGCGUCCUUGACAACCAGCAACAACACCGAUAUCUCCACGACAACCAACACGAACAAUGAGAUCUGCACGGCAACCAAUUCUAACAUAGAUGCCUCCUUAGCAACCAACACCGACACAGAUGCCUCCUCGGAGACCAACACCCCCACGUCCUCCAUGGCAACCAGUGUUUCCUUAGCAACCAACUGCUCCUCGUCGUCAGCGGAGUUUGAGCUGUCGGACCUCUUCUGGUUCUGUCGCCGGGGAGUCGAGAGCAUCGUAGACGACGAGGUGACAAAGCGUUUCAGUGCGGAGGAGCUGGAGACCUGGAAUCUGCUGACGCGCUCCAACUACAACUGUCAACACCUCAGCUCACGACUCACAGUGCUAUGGGGACUUGGAGUACUCAUUAGAUACGGCUUCCUACUGCCACUCAGAGUGACGUUGGCCUUCACUGGAGUGAGUCUUCUCGUCGUCUUCACAACAAUCAUCGGACUGAUGCCCAACUGCAGGGCUAAGAGUUUUCUGAGUGAGACGGUUCAUCUGAUGUGCUACCGGAUAUGUGUCAGAGCUCUCACAGCCAUCAUCACAUAUCACCACAGUGAGAAUAAGCCUAAGAAUGGGGGCAUCUGCGUGGCCAAUCACACGUCCCCGAUCGACGUCAUCAUCCUGGCCAGUGACGGUUGCUACUCAAUGGUUGGCCAGAUCCACGGUGGUCUGAUGGGGGUGAUCCAGAGGUCCAUGGUGAAGGCGGCGCCACAUAUUUGGUUCGAGCGCUCGGAGGUCAAGGAUCGACACCUGGUGGCCAAGAGGUUGAGUGACCAUGUGGAGGACAAAACAAAGUCUCCCAUCCUCAUCUUCCCUGAAGGCACCUGUAUUAACAACACAUCUGUCAUGAUGUUCAAGAAAGGAAGCUUUGAAAUCGCAUCCACUGUCUACCCAGUAGCCAUUAAGUAUGAUCCUCGGUUCGGCGAUGCCUUUUGGAACAGCAGCAAGUUCGGGAUGGUGAGCUACCUGCUGCACAUGAUGAGCUCCUGGGCUAUAGUCUGCAGCGUCUGGUACCUCCCGCCCAUGACACGACAGGAGGGUGAGGAUGCUGUGCAGUUUGCCAACCGAGUGAAGGCCGCCAUCGCACGCCAAGGAGGACUAGUCGACCUACUGUGGGACGGCGGUCUGAAGAGAGGGAAAGUGAAAGACACCUUUAAAGAAGAGCAACAGAAACUCUACAGCAAGAUCCUGACACAAGGAACACACACACACACACAGGACAGAAGCAGAUCAUAACACACACACACACACACACACACACACACACACACACACACACACACACACACACA